This is a messenger RNA of Drosophila grimshawi, 912 nucleotides long. RefSeq lists its product as uncharacterized. The coding region runs from base 158 to 730 and encodes 190 amino acids. The transcript has 3 exons. The record is from RefSeq and is a predicted model, not a curated record. NCBI's taxonomy places the organism in Eukaryota, Metazoa, Arthropoda, Insecta, Diptera, Drosophilidae.
UUGGCCAGCCUUGUUGCUGUUUGGUUCGUCGCUCGGCUGCUGGAAAAUUGUUUACAGAGGGCAAUCUCUUCCCCUUUCUGGCACCAUUGCGCCGUUUUGUUUAUUUGAAAUUCCAAUUGGCUUGUGGCACAUACAAAUCUACACACACAUUUGAAUCAUGCAAAACAUGCGUCUGUGGAAAGUUAAACGGGUCUCGCUGGUGAUCAGCGUUAUCCUCUUGUUGUACGUCUUUGUUUUCUCCGCCGGCUAUCACAAAUAUCAAAUUGACGCCGUUAUCGGCAACGCCGAACCGGAAGCCGUUUGGGAAUAUGUGGCUGACUUUAACAAAAUGCGCCUGCUGAAUCCCACGAUCCUAAAUUUUAAGAUUCUUAAUGAUGAGGGGCACAGCCACGACUGGCGCUACACGGUGCGGUAUACUGAGCGACUGUCGCACUGGCCACACUGGUUGAACGAGGCGACUGCCAAGUAUGUGGUGACCAAGACACUGCCGGGUGUCCACCCAUUAGUUUGGGCCGUCCAAUCGACCCAUGAGACGUGCUUCUUGGGCGGACUCUAUUGCUUGCGCUCGCUCAGCGAAUUCAGCUUCAGCGCCCUCGGCACCGAUACAUUUGCCAAUGAGAAGAUCCAAUAUCAAUGUCCGCCUCUCCUCGUCAGCGCCUGUCGUCGAGAGCUGGAGUUCCAGCGUCGCGCCGUCAUGCACAAUCUGACGCACAUUUUUAAGAGAACCUAAACAUGAAUCUAUAAUUUGUCCACUUUAAUAUGUGUCAUCGUAUAUCGUGUAUGUAUGAAUUUUUACAUUUAGACAUUUAAAUAUUUUUAAAAAAAAAUUGUAAUUGAUAUUCAACAAAAUAAGAUAAACUUUUGCCAACAAAAUGAUUAAAAUACACAAACUGCAUAUGUAUGGAAACUAAA